Messenger RNA from Letharia lupina, 858 nucleotides. RefSeq lists its product as uncharacterized. Bases 1 to 858 code for a protein of 285 amino acids. Gene Ontology annotation, cellular component: Ino80 complex. NCBI's taxonomy places the organism in Eukaryota, Fungi, Ascomycota, Lecanoromycetes, Lecanorales, Parmeliaceae. Gene Ontology annotation, biological process: chromatin remodeling. The record is from RefSeq and is a predicted model, not a curated record. The transcript is spliced from 2 exons.
AUGGCUCCAGGUUCCAAAGCUGCGACUGCCCCUCGUCGUGUCUCCAGCACGCUGUCGAAAGUCUCAACUCUACCAACUACUGCUACGCCUAUGGCUACAACCAAUGCCAGACCCAUCAAACCAUCAAAGCCAAGCAAAGUUGUCAACCUCAAACUGUCCAAGGAUAAAUUGUCUCGCUUUCCUCAUGAGCAGGCUAUUCGUAAACCAAGCCAGCCGAAAAAGUCACCUCUGUCAACAUCUACAACUGUUCCCCCGGAUGAACCAGCGCUCUCUGCGCCUAUUAAGUCAGAGCCAGAAACUACAGCUUCAUCAAAUGAGAACGGACCUGUAUCGUCACCUAUCAAAGAUGUCAAGCAAGAGGCUUUGCCAGCGCCAAAGCCUGGCGUAAAGAGAGAGCUUGGAGCUGGCGUUGAGAGCGAAGACAAAGACAAGCCCAAGAAUCCUCCAAGAAAGAGGGCAAGACCAGAAGGAAAGCCGGACGGUCGCACCGCUGCUGCGAGACUUGCCAAAGGAGUAUCAGGCCCAGGUGCAGGCACCAGCCACAAGCUUGGACCCAAAGCCAAUCAAGGUGCUAUCAAUGCCGGACUACGUGCCCUUGACCGGACCAGUAAAUCUUGUCGAAAGUGGGAGAAGACUGGAUUUCGUGUCAAAUCAUUCACUGGCAGGAUCUGGGAGAUACCGUCAUGGAAGGCCCCAACAGCAAAGGCUUUCGGUUCGGAAGCCGAGAGUGGGCAAGGCACCCCUAACAGUCAGAGUAAAGAGAACAGCAGCAGCAACAUCGGUAGCGACAAAAGUCCCGCCGUCAACCCCUCCAAUAUCGCCAGUUCACCGGCUCCUGCAAUUGCCAUACCUGCCUGA